CGCCUAUCUCGACGGCGGAUCGCCCCCGCCCCUCCGGCAUGUGCUCCGACAAAGACGAGCUGCUGGACGCCGCCGCCGCCGACGACGACGACGCCGAGUACUACUACUGUAGCGACGGGGAGUGUGGCAGCGGCGGCGGCGGCGGGAGCGACGAGGGCCGCGACGAGCUCGUUUCCGGGCGCGACCAGAGAUAUGUUGUGUUAACCGAAAAAGAUAUACACGAGCGACAAGAGGAAAUGAUAAGCCGCGUCUCUGCCAUAUUUUCGGUUCCAAGGGAAUCAGCAUGCGUCCUCCUUUGCUGCUACAAAUGGAGUAUUAGCAAGUUAAGUGAUGACUGGUUUGCAGAUGAAGAAAAUGUCCGCCACUCUGUUGGCUUACCAACAAAUGUUGUUUGUGUUCCUGAUUGUCCUAAGCUAACUUGUGGAAUAUGUUUUGAAGGAUAUGCUGCAAAUGCAAUGAGCUGUGCUGGUUGUCCUCAUUUCUAUUGUCAUGAAUGUUGGGAAGGGUAUAUUAGUGCCGCAAUAAAUGAUGGUCCAGGGUGUUUGGUGUUGCAGUGCCCCGAGCCAUCUUGUGAUGCAAUUGUUCUUGAAGACAUGAUUAAUAGUCUGACGAAAAAUGAGGAUAAAGUGAAGUAUGCACGAUUUGUAUUAUGGUCAUAUAUUGAAGGUAACAAGAAGAUAAAAUGGUGUCCAGCUCCUGAUUGUACCUAUGCGGUUGAGUUUCUUGGUGAUAGGAACUAUGAUAUCUCAUGCAAAUGCAAAUUCAGUUUCUGCUGGAAUCCUCUGGUAAAAAAAAUGCAGUGUGGAGAGGAUGCUCAUCGGCCAGUUAGCUGUGACACAGUCUCAAAGUGGAUACUAAAGAACAGUGCGGAAUCUGAAAACAUGAAUUGGAUACUAGCUAAUUCUAAGCCCUGUCCAAAAUGCAAACGACCUAUAGAGAAGAAUCAGGGAUGCAUGCAUAUGACAUGCAGUCCUCCUUGUAAAUUCGAGUUUUGCUGGUUAUGCCUAGGUGAAUGGUCAGGUCAUGGACAAAGUACUGGUGGCUUUUAUACCUGCAAUCGUUAUAAAUCAGCAAAGAAAGAAGGCUUGUAUGAUGAGGCUGAAGCAAGGGGAGAGAGAGCUAAAAACUCACCUGAGAGAUACAUGCACUAUUAUGAACGCUGGGCAUCCAAUCAAACAUCAAGGCAGAAAGCACAAGCAGAUCUGCAAAAAGUUGAAAAUGGAGAUCUUUCAAAGUUAAGUUAUGUACUUGGUAUACCAGAGACCCAACUAAAGUUCAUACCUGAAGCUUGGUCACAGAUUAUUGAAUGCAGACGAGUGCUGAAAUGGACUUAUGCUUAUGGGUACUAUCUACACAACAAAGCAAAGAGUGAUUUUUUUGUGUACCUCCAAGGUGAAGCUGAGUCUGAAUUGGAGCGUCUCCAUAAUUGUGCAGAGAAUGAAAUGCGUGCAUUUUUACCUAAAAAGGGUAAAAAGGAAAACAAUGAGAAUGAAUCUUCUCGUUCAUUGCAAGACUUCAUUGAAUUUCGUGUGAAGCUUUGUGGUCUAACAAGUGUAACCCGUAACUACUUUGAGAACCUUGUUCAAGCACUGGAAGCGGGCCUGGAGGAUGUCGAGGCUACAGGCCAACCAGCUUCAGUCAGUACCUCCAGCUCCGCGAAACCACCCGCCAAAGGGAAGCUAGGACAGAAUAAGGUGGCAAGAACAUCAUCGGAAGACCCAGAUGGCAGAUAGGCCUGUGGCCGCUGCACUUUCAUCAACCCAUCCUCGUCAGUUAGAUGCGACAUCUGCGGCAGUCGGCAGAGAUAGAUAGGUCGAUGCAGUUGUGCAAAGGGAUCUUCUCACUGGAAUUCUGGUCAACCAUGGUGCUUAUUUGGCCGAACACUGGUGCUGUGAACAUAUGAAUUAGACGCUCCCAAAGGAUUCGAAAUGGUGCUCACAGGAGAUGUUAUAUUGUCAGAAAUGCACAGUUUCAGAAAUGCAGUGCAAGAUGUUGGGACGAAGUUGGGUAAUAUACAUAAUACAUGCGUGUUGUUAGCUGUAAAUAUUACUUCAGGAAGAAACUUAGGGAAGUACCAUCGAGGAAAAUGGUGCUCACAGGAAUGUUAUAUGCUUGUCAGAAAUGCACAAUACAUGUAUAGACUUGUCAGCAUUAUGCUCUCAGAGCAUUGCUAAAAUUUCGAGUUUCGCAAUUUUCCUUCAGUUUUAAUGUGUAAAAACUGCAAACUGUUGCCCUCUGUUGAAUGCUGAACAAAACCAUGACGAGGCAGUGA
Oryza brachyantha (malo sina) is the source of this 2272-nucleotide messenger RNA. RefSeq names its product probable E3 ubiquitin-protein ligase ARI5. NCBI's taxonomy places the organism in Eukaryota, Viridiplantae, Streptophyta, Magnoliopsida, Poales, Poaceae. Bases 39 to 1733 code for a protein of 564 amino acids. Gene Ontology annotation, biological process: ubiquitin-dependent protein catabolic process; positive regulation of proteasomal ubiquitin-dependent protein catabolic process; protein polyubiquitination. Gene Ontology annotation, molecular function: ubiquitin conjugating enzyme binding; zinc ion binding; ubiquitin protein ligase activity. The record is from RefSeq and is a predicted model, not a curated record. Gene Ontology annotation, cellular component: ubiquitin ligase complex; cytoplasm. The transcript has 15 exons.